GUCCGGAGUAGUGUCCGCUAGCUAACGGUUGCUAAAGCAAAGCUAGUGCAAAGCCGCUCGGUUGGUCUCGUUGAUGAGCUUCAAUAUCCCAUCGACGAACAGGAUUUAUUCAAUUCAAAACAGACGACAAUUCAAAACACACACCCCAAAAAAGUGGGAGGCGCGUGCAGCUGGUCUCGCUCUGCUGUAUGACCCGCGGGACCUGCGGCCAGAUGACCGGCCGACCUCUCGCCUCAUCAUGAAUCCUGUCAGCUACCACAGCAUGAGGUCCUCCGUGAACGGUGGUCAUCCCAACAAUGUCGUGGAUCGGGUCUUGAGCAACUCCAACGUGAAGUGCUGUCAGAAAUGUGGAUUUGCCUCCCCGGACGCCGCCGAGCUGAAGAGGCACAUGCUGGAACACAGAGGGACGAGGUUCUACUGCUUCUACUGCAACAAAGUCACGUUCAGCGAGGCAGAGUUGAACGCCCACCUGAAGCAACACAGCAACAAGUAUCCGUUUAAAUGUCCUCACUGUGGACAGGGCUACAUGAGGCGGUUGUGCCUGGUCAAGCACAUCGAUCGCUUGCACAGUAAAAGCCUCAUUCAAGAACUCGCUAGGCCCGGCACAACAAAAAACUCGCAUGCCCCCGCCUCCGGUGCCUUAUCUAGUGUGCCCACCGCUGAUCCGGCAUCGUUCCGGCCGGCCGUCCGGGUGACGGUGCCCAUCCCGGGAAUAUCUGCGGUCAGGCCGGCUUGGGAUGAACUGCGGGGGAAAACACUGGACACGAACGGGGCAAGUGCCACGCAUGGCAAUGCGGAACUUCUGACCCCUUUGAAUGGACUCGUGCAGCACAACAGAGCUCUGACGGUGUCUCUUCCGGAGGAGGUGACGAUCCCCGCCGGCUGUUUGGUGGAGCUCGUUGAGGUGAAGACCGUCAACGGGACCAAGGAGCUGAAGCUGAGGCUCGUCUCUAAACAGGAAAACGAGUCUGUGAUAAAAGAGACGAGGAGCACAGUGCCUCAAAACAGUGCACUGGGAAAGCCCUUCUUAUACUCAUUAAAUCGCCCCAACGCGGUGAAAUCCAUGAGCAUGGGGAUGUGCACCGUCAACAGGAAGCAGUGUGAAACAAACCCCGUGAAUGUGGAACGUCCUGUCGCUUUCCCCGUUUCCAAAAACCUCCAGAAUCACGUAAACAAAGAGAAAAAUGGAUUUAAAAGAGCCUCGCAUGAAAUAAUCAACUUGGAAAGUCACACAGUCGUUCCAAACAAGGUUCCCAAAGUCAUCCUCAACACUGGAAGAGACGGAAACAGUGUGAUCCAAGGUACCCCGAGCGAACCGGUGAACCACAAUGCAGCCGUGGCCUCGGUCAUCUGCAACAGGCUCGGCCAAAGGUUUGCGAGCGCCCUGCACCCCGAGAACACGGCGGCGCGUGUUUCUCAGCGAGCCGUGGACGAGAGGACUAAUUUGGUUCCAGAGCAUUCCAAGAGUAUCCCACCCAGCAGGGCGAGCGACUUAAAAAUCCCUCCCCGGGAUGUUUCUGUGGCUGUGAAGCUGGAACCGGGCGAGAUACGCCUCAAGAGCAACGCCGCUCAGAUAAUAAAAAAAGAGGCGGUGGGCUUGAACCAGCAACCUUCUUCUUCUCCGGCCUUGAGCGUCCUCUUGGCGGCAUCCGCCCAAGUGAGACCUCCGCCGAAACUGCUUUGUAAGGACGAGGUUUCAUGUCCGUCUUUUUCCAUUCCCAGAAACCUAAGCGAGUCCUCGUCGGUCAAAACGCCGGCGCCGUCCAGCUGCAGGGGUCCAAAGGCGUCGUCCUGGGCCCAGGAAGUCGGGUCCGGUCAGAGGGCGGGAGAACGGGACACGCUAGAGCCGGAGGGUUUUCCCAUCAUCUCCUCCGUGUUUUCACUUAGCCAACAGCCGGAGCACGUCCAGGGCUCCAUGCAACCGCUGGUCAUGGCGCUGCGCGGUAUAGUGAUGGAUGAAAGCAGCGGCGCCGAAAGCAAAGCUCAAGAUCAGGUGGCGGUAACGAACGCCACGGAGCGGGCGGUGGAGCCGGCGACAUGCCACGCUCGGGUGGCCGCAAAAGACGACUCCAUCGUCCACAGGCGUUUGUCGACGGAGCGGACCGGUGACUCCGUCAAAGUCGAGGAUAAAGGUAUGCAGCAUCCUCCCGCCCCCGCCGACAACCCCGUCAAGGAGGAGAAAAACGGCGCCAAGGCAACAGACGUUGAGGAACGCAGUCACACUCCAGCUUCUAAGUCCCCAGCGGCCGAGGAAGCGGUUUCCACAAUCGCGGCGCGUGUGGAGGCGGAGCCCCAGCGGCCAGCGCACGACAUCCCAAAGUUCCUGACCGUCUCGCUCAAGCGGGUACAGGUGGGCCUGUGGAAAAAACCCAAGAAGGGGCUGAAACUCAGAAUAGCCAGAUACAAGACACCUGUGGGCGGUGUGACUGACUGCGCGGCCAUUUACCCGAUGCCGCUGAAGGUGGACCAGCUGGUGAAACGGCCGAGCCCCUACCAGCCCGUGGUGGUGCUCAACCACCCGAAGCCCCGGGUCGCCUUACAGGGCGCCAGAUUGGACGCCGACGCGGACACGGGAGACUCCGAGUUGGCUCCCAAGUGCCAAAUCUUAAAAAUGAGGCUGAGCAAAGUGAUGGGGCAGAAGUACGAGGUGCUGGGGUGCACUGUCGGUGUCUUUCCGUGAAUUUAUCAGCGCCCAGAAAUGGGGGAAGGGGGAUUAUGAACAAAAUGACUAGUAUUACAACGGAGAGGUGAUGACUUAAAGAAAGAGAAAAUACGAGCCAGGGGGGAUACGAUUUAAAAAACAUCUGGUUAUCAUUGUGUUACAUGUUGUUUGUACAGGCAUGAAAUGUGGACUAUUCAAGUGCAAUGUAGUUUGACUACCUUGAACCGAGGAACAUCUGCUUUGGGGGAUUGCAGUCUUACACAGAUGUUGAGUACUGUUCCGGAUGUUUGGGAACUUGGUAGAUCUGCCAAGAGUUGAGGCGGAAAUGCAUGCUGUUUAUUUAAAAAGGAUAACAUCCUGUGGUUGUUUUAUUUUUGGUUAUGUUUUCAUCAGUAACGUUUUGGCAGUAAUCUGGCUCCUCUAGAUUUUACCUGAUCUAUGUGUAGUACACCUGAGAGUAUUGAACCAGAGUGCACUCGCUCCCUCAGAACACAAUGUCAUAAAGAACCAAACUGAAUGACCAACCAAUAGCAUAAUGAUGAAAUGUUUGUGACCGCAUUAUUUGGAGAUUUGUUGAGCUUUCGGAAAGCUUUGCCCAUCGUUUAGCAUCCAUAGCGUCCCCUUUUUUCUCUCUUCAAUGCACACUUUUAACAGAAGAGUCCGAGACGAAGACAACCAAUGUGUUUCCAGUCAUCGCACAUGGAAGGAGAGCGCUACUUCCUUUGGUCCCCAGAGAUGAAGUUGAGAUGACACUUAUGUUACAUCCCAAAAGUCUUUUUAACACAAUUUUCUUAAAGCUUAAAAAAAAAAACUCCUCAAAAUCUGUCCUGAGAACUCUCAAGAGUUCACAGCCGGUUUAAAGUGUGGGUCGGUAGUGCAGUGGUGCAUUCAGGCAACUCCUUACAUACCCAGAAAUUGGAGAACAAUUGCGUGACUGAGUUGUAUUUAUUCGGCCAACAGUCACUGGUAAAUGGAUCACCUGAACUGGACCAAUCGCGGUGGAAAGAACCCACUACGUGGUGUAAAUAAUGGAAGCUGGGCCACACACGCUUGUGUGUGUUCAGGUUCUCUGAUUUGUAUGUAUUUUAAAUAACCGGGUGUUGCAGAGAAAUGGUUCAUAUUUUUUGCCACUCCUCCUUAAUGUGUUGUGUGAAGGGAAUUGUCACUUGUAUUAUAAAACUUGGAAUGUGCCCACAUUCCUCACCAGUGUUUUCCCCUUUCUGCCUUUCUGCCGCCAAUCUUGGUGAUAAAACCUUAAUGUCAUUAACAGUUGAUUGUGAGCGCCUGAAUGCACCGCGGGUCAGGUCUGAGGCUGGAGCCAACAGCUUUAAUCUGCUAACGCAGAAUAUAAGAAAAUAAAGCUUAAAGAAUCAUGAUGCAUUGUUUUUCUUCAUUUUUUAAAAUUGUAUUUUUAUUCUUGUCGUGUAAUCCAUCAGAUAUUUUUUCAUUAACUUAUUUGAAACUAGUUUCAUCGUCGUCUCGGAUCUUUUUUUUUUUCCUUGUUCCCAACGGUUCUCCGAUGACACUUCAUGUAACAUCUCUUUGUAUCUCCCUUUGCCAUGAAAAAAAAUGGAUCUGACGAAAGCCUCGCAAGCUGGUUUAUUACUGUUACAGAAAGCCACAUGCGUUCAUCUGAUCUUAUGUACAUAUUAAGUGAUUGUUGUGAUUCAGAGAGCCUGUUAUUUCCAUCAAAAGUACACAAGCAAUCUUCUCUCUGGAUGCUCUGUGGAACUGUUUUGGUUCUUGCGACAGCGUCACAAUGUUUGUGUGUGUGUGUGUGUGUGUGUGUGUGUUAUUAAUCAGUUACCACGAUGUAUGAGGUGCUCCACCUAACAAUUAACAGGUUUUGGUGGCCCAGUCUUUAUUGUGUGUAUAUACGUUCUGAUCACUCGCAGAUUUUAUUGUGUACAUACCUAUAAAUAUAAAAUGUGAUAGCUGUUUUUCAUGAUGUGUAGGUACUGGUUCACAUUCCACAGCCUCUUCAGCUAAAGCAGUUAAGUUGUGCUUUACUCUCCUGGAACGGCAGAGUCAGAAACUGACGUACUUUAUUGUUUGUUAUAUAAAUCUAUAAUAUUAUUUUAAAGAUGUUUAAGGGCGUGUUUUACUUUGCCUUCCAUUCUCUUCUCAUCUGUGCUAGAAAUUCUCAUGUCUGUUAAAGCUGUUUUUGGUUCAUUAUUUUGGUUUUCUUAUUGUGUCUCAUGCUUUUAUAAUAACAGUCAUGUAACUACUCUUUUUUUUCUAUUAAAAAAUGGUUGCGA
This is a messenger RNA of Pungitius pungitius (ninespine stickleback), 4920 nucleotides long. RefSeq names its product zinc finger protein 518B. Bases 74 to 2680 code for a protein of 868 amino acids. The record is from RefSeq and is a predicted model, not a curated record. Gene Ontology annotation, biological process: regulation of transcription by RNA polymerase II. The transcript has 2 exons. Gene Ontology annotation, molecular function: RNA polymerase II transcription regulatory region sequence-specific DNA binding; DNA-binding transcription factor activity, RNA polymerase II-specific. NCBI's taxonomy places the organism in Eukaryota, Metazoa, Chordata, Actinopteri, Perciformes, Gasterosteidae. Gene Ontology annotation, cellular component: nucleus.